This is a messenger RNA of Opisthorchis viverrini, 1200 nucleotides long. RefSeq lists its product as hypothetical. The record is from RefSeq and is a predicted model, not a curated record. Lineage: Eukaryota; Metazoa; Platyhelminthes; Trematoda; Opisthorchiida; Opisthorchiidae. The annotation marks the transcript as partial. The transcript is spliced from 12 exons. Gene Ontology annotation, cellular component: voltage-gated calcium channel complex. Gene Ontology annotation, molecular function: voltage-gated calcium channel activity.
CAUUUUUGUUAUCGCGGCAUGCGGGUUCUCUUUGGCUGUAUUCUCAUUUACAUAUGUCUUGAGGGGCCAAGCGGGGAAUAUCUACAAGACAUAUACACUUUGGCAAAGUAUAUAAAUAAUCUCUUCACAUCUGAGGUUCAGAUACAUGAAUUCAGAAACCGUUACAAAAGUGCAAUUGACAGGGGACCUCUCAAGCUGGAAGAAUUUGAUGCCGCUGCGGAAAUCCGUGCUUACUCAAAGAAAAUUGGUGACAUCGUAUUGGUGAAGAAUAAGUCACUACAUGAAGCAGUGGCUUGGGUGGAGGAGGAGGUCGCAAAGUACGCAUGGAAUCCAAAACUGACAGAAACGUUGGUGGACAAGGUCGCUUUAGAUGCACUGAAUGUCAGCGACUCAUUGCUGGAAGAAAAGCCUGGGUACGCAUUCAAGGUUCUGCCUGGACAGUCCGGCGUCCACAUUCCAGUAGAAGUCUAUGUUGGCGAUCCUGAUGUAUAUCAUACUCUACGCUGGAUGCAGUCAUUGGACUACAUUCUGGACAACAUAACGAAUCUUCACUUUGUUUACUUCGCCAGCGUCACUGGGAUAUUCAGUGUUUAUCCAGCAUUUGCUUGGCACUCCGAAAAGGUGGACAUGUUUGAUAUUCGCAAGACCAGAUGGUACAUGCAAGGAUCGGCGGUUCCAAAAGCCUUGCUGAUUAUGUUAGAUACAAGUGGAAGCAUGACUGGUCAGUCGCUUAUAGUAGCUAACAUUUCCGUACAAAAACUCGUGACGACUCUGGACGAAAAUGAUUACUUUGCCGUGGGUCAUUUCCCCUCACAGGAACACGGAAAACACUUCUCAUUGGUGAACAAUUCAGAGCCUGCAUGUUUCCAGUCGUUCGUGAGGGCAACAAAGCGGAACAUUCACCGGCUUGUCAGUCAAGAAAUGACAAAUGCACCGCCCAGGGGAUACGCAAAUUUCUCCAUGGCUCUGGAAGAAGCCAUAUUGCUUUUUGACGAUCUGAAGAAUGACAGUCAUCCGGGGAGAGAAAACACUCCGUGCAAUAAGGUCCUUGUCAUGUAUACAGACAGUGCCUUCGAAUUCGACAGCCGAGUCAUGACGGUUUUGAAUGACAAACUUGGUGAUAUUCAGCUACUGGUCUAUGCCCUAGGUGAGCCUGUGAGCGAUGUGCCACUGUAUCAGCGGCAGGCGGCUAAGAACGGG